AUGGCAGUGGUCUACACUGACAAACCUCUUUCCCUCAUUCAAACUCCCCACAAUCGAACAGGCAAGACUGACGACUUCACAAUCGACGCAUCUCAUAUGGCCGUCGUCCACAAUGUCUUAAUCCGCAGCUACAAUAGCAUAUACCAGCAGGCGCCCCACAUUCAGCCCGUCGACUACGCCGACUUCGUGGGUUACUGUCUUGCUUGGCACGAAAUGGUGCAGGGCCACCACGACAGCGAAGAAGCGGUCCUCUUCCCCGGCAUUGAGGAGGUGACUGGCGUGAAGGGUAUCAUGGACGGAGAGAAGGCUGAGCACGCGGCCUUGUACGCCGGCCUCUCAUCCCUGGCAACGUACCUCGGCACCUGCCGCGCCCAGCCUAAAACCUUCAACGCCUCCGCCCUACUCUCUAUCAUGGACGCAUUUGCGCCUGCCUUCGCGACCCACCUCGCUAAUGAGCCACCUGCCCUUGCUUCUCUUUCCACCUACGCUUUCGAUAUCAAAGCUUUGUCCGCAAAAACAGCAGAAUACAGUAUGGCUCGUACAUCCACUUUCAAUCUUCUGCCGAUGCUCUGGUAUAACCUUGAUGUCGAAUUUGAGGGUGGCAAAUGGAGGGACUUCCCACCCGUACCCGCACCCAUGAGAUGGGUACUGGUGAAUAUUUUGGGGAGGUGGCAGGCGAGGUGGUGGCGUUUUGGGACUUGUGGGGCUGACGGGAAGAGAAUCGAGCUGCUGGCUCUGAGGGAAGGCUAUCCAGCGUGA
Molecule: messenger RNA, 759 nt
Organism: Letharia columbiana
Lineage: Eukaryota; Fungi; Ascomycota; Lecanoromycetes; Lecanorales; Parmeliaceae
Exons: 3
Coding region: 1-759 (252 amino acids)
Source: RefSeq, a predicted model, not a curated record